Molecule: messenger RNA, 1162 nt
Organism: Paramecium sonneborni
Lineage: Eukaryota; Ciliophora; Oligohymenophorea; Peniculida; Parameciidae
Source: the annotation of a GenBank genome assembly
AUGGGCAAUAACCAAGUAAUUCGAUCUGAGAAUGUUUAUGAUAUCUAUAAAACUUAUCAAGUAACAUCUCUUUUUCAAUUUAGAAUCAUUGGUUUGUUGGAGUGGAAAGAGAAGUGUAAAAAUUAGGAUAUAAUAUAAGUGUUAGAUCAGAUCGUUUUCAUAAAAGAAACUUUCUUUCUUUAUAUGAAAUAGUAAAACCACAACAUGAAUAAAUUAUAACAAUGAAUUCUGAAGAAUCUCUAUUUGCCACUGAGUUAGAAAAUAUCAAACGAUCUAAAAAAACUAUUGAUCCAUUUAAAGAAUUUUAAGUUACAACUUUAGUCUAGGAUUGUGAUCCUGGUUNGAUAUUUAUAUCCCAAAAAAGUGAAGAAUAAUUUAAAAUUUUAUUGGCGGUUUUCUAAAAAUAAUUGAACCCCCCUAGGUUGAUUUAAUAAAUGAUAGUAAAUUACUAUAUUAUAUAUUUAAAAUAUAAAUAGAAAAUGAAUACAAAUUCUAACAUAGAAGUAUUGUAUAAUUAUAUAAGGUAAGUUCAGGGAUUGUUCCAAUGAAUGUAAAAAUGCUUAAUUAAAUAACUUUGGAAGGAAAUUAAGUAUAUUACGAUAAUAUAAAUUUAACAAUUGUUACUAUCCAUGGAAGAUUUCAUUAGAUUGCUAAAGAAUAAAAUUAAGUAAGAUACAGUAUAUCGAUAAAUGAUGACAGUGGAAUUCUAAAGUUAACCUAUUUUGCAAAUAAAUAGCAAGAUGAUCCAAUUUUGAAAUUGAUAGAUGAAGGAAAGUAUGUUAAUAAAAUAAAUUAAAAUAGAGAUGACCCUUCAUUUUAUUACAAAUUCAUAGUCUCAUUAAAAAUAUUUAAAGACGCUCCUUAUUUUGUUUUAUAACAUUAUUAAGCAUCAAAUUUAUCAGAUUGGAUGUAUCACACAAUGAAAGUUAUUCAAUUAGAAGUGUAAUCUAGACCACCAAUUGAUUGGAAACAAUUAAAAGAGGAGCCAUUAGAUAGAUAGAUUGAAGAAUUUAUUAGACACAAUAAAAGAGCAAAUAUUGGGCAAUUAUUAAAAAAAUUUAAUUGUUCUUUGUAACAAUUAAAAGUGUUAAUAGAUUAACUAAAAAAGCGUUCGGCCAUCGCUGAAUGUUUAAAUAAAGAAACAUUUAGAAUAGUUAAUUGA